Necator americanus (New World hookworm) is the source of this 2439-nucleotide messenger RNA. RefSeq lists its product as uncharacterized. The transcript has 8 exons. The coding region runs from base 1 to 2439 and encodes 812 amino acids. Lineage: Eukaryota; Metazoa; Nematoda; Chromadorea; Rhabditida; Ancylostomatidae. The record is from RefSeq and is a predicted model, not a curated record.
AUGUUUUCUGAUGGAUGGGGUCCUCCACGUGUGUUCCAAACAUGGGCUCUUAUGAGCCCAGCCGCAUCGGAGGCAGAGGCCUCCGGCGUGAAUGGUGUUUCUCCUGCUAGUCUCCACUUAUGCGAUGACCAAGAUGUAGAAGAAUAUUUCGCUCGUUUGUGGACAAGCGAAUAUUUCUCUGAACCUCAUUCUUGCAAGACAUCGAUCGGGCAAUUAUGCCACACGCCAUUGCUUCUACGGACGCUGGAUGAAGCCCAGCCUCGAGAACAAGCUGGUUUCCGUCAGGGGUUCAGCUGCUUGGACCACAUCCAGAACGUGUCGACGGUCAUAGAGGAAACACGCGUGAGAGAUCGGCCCGCCAUCAGCAUCGAAAAUUACACCAUAUACUGCGGCGAUGCUGAUGAGAACAAAGUAGGUGGCUGCGCGAUAGCUGUGAGGAACGACUACAAGAACCUGGUGGAGGAAUUUGGCUCAACGUCGUCUAGAUGCGCCUUUUUACGACCGCGGGAUCGCAGAGGACGUAAACUCUGGAUCGUAUGUGCUCACGCACCUACGGAAACCGCUGAGGACAACAGUAAGGACGCCUUCUAUGAUGAACUCAAAGCUUUGAUGUCUAAAAUACCAAGCCAACAGGUAGUCAUUGUCGGAAUCGACGCAAAUGUGAAGAUGGGACUCGAACACCAAUCCGAUGUGCUAGAAAAAUGUUAUUAUCCAGCAGAGUGCACGUCGGACAACGGUGACCGUCUUGUCGACCUGUGCGAACAGACGGGGCUCAUCAUCGCUCCCACGUUUACGAGGAAUCAUCGACGCAAUCUGCUCAUGUGGCAAGGUUCUUUUCCUCAAGAUACGGUUUCACAAGAGAAACCGAGGAGUUCCUCUUCAACUGAAAUCGACACGGCAGGUCUGAGAGACGAAGAUUGCAGAAAGAAAUUCCGCCCACGUGUGUCUAUUCAUGUUGGAGUACGGACCAGGAAGAAGCUUAGCGAUGCGGACUCCUUCACAAAGUGCAUCCAGGACGCUGCAAGGGAAACGCUCCCGGUUCUAUUGCCGCGGAAGAAGUUUGCCUUUGCAUCUGCGGAAACAAAAUCCACAUACAAUUCUGUAUGUGUCGCGCGCAGCGCUGGUGACUUCAAUCAGGAAAAGCGUCUCAGAAGGAAACUGCGUCGUCAACUGCAACAAGACCGCGAUAACGAGUGGACUUCAAGAGCGAUGGAGUUUGAGAAGGCGUGGGAGGACAGGAACCCGCGGAAAGCCUAUGUUCUACUAAAACAGUAUAGCGGCAAAAUGAAAAGAUGUUCCCCUGUCCCCAACACUGCCAAUGGGGUAGCUGUCGGUGAUGCAACCCUUCCAAUUCGGAAGGAACACUUCAAGACCUUGCUGAACCGGCUAGCACCGUCAGCUCCUGAACUCGAACACGUUCAUAGACCGACAUAUGAGGUUAACGAGGAGCCGCCGACCGAGUCCAAGGUCCUGGUCUGUAUCCAAAAAAUGAAGAAUGGAAAAUCUGGUGGAGACGACAGGAUUAGCGCAGAAAUGCUAAAAUAUCUUCCUCCGUCUGGGAUUCGUGAGAUGAAGAAGAUCAUCCCUUCAAUAUGGGCAGACGAAAGGAUACCUGACUCGUGGAAACACGCUAUCAUAAUUCCCCUCCACAAGAAGUUAUCCUUCACGAACCGUAGGAACUAUCGAGGAAUCUCUUUGUUGCGUAUUAUGUACGAGGUUUUAGAGCGGAUUAUCCUGGACCGACUUAUUAAGCAUCGUGAAGAAACAACGCGCGACGAGCAAGCUGGCUUUCCUCCUGGCCGAUCUACGAUUGACCAGGUGUUCAUCGUCAGGAGAGUGACCGAAAUCUGGCAGCGGUAUUCGAAGCCAAUGCAACUAGCGUUUCUGGACUUUGAAGCCGCGUUCGACUCCCCUCAUCGAGGCCGGGACCUAUCCGUUGCGCAUGAACAUCGCCUUUUGCAGGUUCAGCUGAAGACCGAUGCACCCACAUGCUUCGUCGAAUUCGGUCAGCAUUCGUUCCGCUUGGCUGAUGCUAGCACACCGUUGGCCAUUUUGGACACACUUCAUUGUGACAAAUCCACUAACAUUUUCCAUGCCUUUCGAUUCUAUACAGAUGCUUUUGACACGGUAAUGAUGGACGAUCUGAGUAAUACAGAGGAACAUUAUGAACAUGGCACUGUUCUGCCCAAAGAUAUUGAUGGUGUCCGGCAGUAUGUACCUGUAUGGGCUGUAUGGUUGUUCGUUGCCUGCUUUCUGCUCACGAUUGUGGUACUGCUGCUGGAUUAUUGCGUCAUUCGUCGUAAUGCGUUGUCGAACAGAUGUUGCACACGUACUCGGCAGAAACGAAACACUGCCAGCGCUAUCCACCAGAAGAGAUCUACUAACAUGCUGUUAAAUAAGUUGAACCGUCAAGUGCAAUGUGCUGAUCAAGACGUGUAG